Messenger RNA from Panthera uncia (snow leopard), 1136 nucleotides. RefSeq names its product potassium channel regulator (gene KCNRG). Gene Ontology annotation, biological process: protein homooligomerization; negative regulation of delayed rectifier potassium channel activity. Bases 229 to 1071 code for a protein of 280 amino acids. The transcript has 3 exons. NCBI's taxonomy places the organism in Eukaryota, Metazoa, Chordata, Mammalia, Carnivora, Felidae. Gene Ontology annotation, cellular component: endoplasmic reticulum. The record is from RefSeq and is a predicted model, not a curated record.
GUAUACUGCAAGUUCCCAAGCAACUCAAAUUUGCAAACACAGCUAUGGAUACAAUAUUUGCUUUACAGUAGUUACCUGGGAAUCUAGGUCUCUGUUUUUUUGUUAUUUUCCCCUCCCCUCCAUUUCUUGAUCAUAUAUAACUAGCAACACUUAUGGUUAGAAGUUGAUUUACAAGUUUCUAAGUCUGUGGCUGAUGGUUUGUAGCCUCUAGUUUGAAGCAAGAAAAGAAUGAGUAGUCAGGAACUAGUCACUUUGAAUGUGGGAGGGAAGAUAUUCACAACAAGAUUUUCUACCAUAAAGCAGUUUCCUGCCUCUCGGUUGACAAGAAUGAUAGAUGGCAGAGACCAAGAAUUCAAGAUGGUUGGUGGCCAGAUUUUUGUGGACAGAGAUGGUGUUUUAUUUGGUUUCAUCUUAGAUUUUUUGAGAACUCACCAGCUUUUAUUACCCACUGACUUUUCAGACUACCAUAGGCUUCAGAGAGAGGCUCUUUUCUAUGAACUGGAUCCUCUGAUUGAUCUCUUAAACCAAGAACACUUGCUACAGCCAAGACCUGCUUUUUUGGAGGUGCAUUUCCUAAGCCGAAACACUCAAGCUUUUUUCAGGGUAUUUGGCUCUUGCAGCAAAACAAUUGAGAUGCUAACUGGGAGGAUUACAGUGUUUAUAGAGCAACCUUCAGCAAUGACCUGGAGUAGUAACUCUUUCCCUCCUCAGAUGACUUUACUUCCACUGCCUCCACAAAGACCUUCUUACCAUGACCUGGUUUUCCAGUGUGGCUCUGACAGCACUACCGAUAACCAAACUGGAGUCAGGUAUGUUUCUAUAAAACCUGAUGAUCGAAAAUUGGCCAAUGGAACUAACGUCCUCGGCUUACUAAUCGACACUUUAUUAAUGGAAGGCUUCCAUCUAGUCAGUGCUAGAACAUUAUCUUCUGAAGACAAAACUGAAUGCUAUAGCUUUGAAAGGAUAAAAAGGCCUGAAGCUUUCACCAUGAACAAAACACUGAAACCAGAGACUACCAUCAUAUCAGAGCAAUCUCAGAAAAAAAAGAUAUGUGAAAAUAAAAGGAAAUAACGUAUUCAACACAUCUCCUGGUACCUGGUAGGCACCAAGUCACUGUUGGUGAUGGUGAUGGUGAU